AUUUAUAUUUAUCUUUGUAAAUUUCUUUAUCUCAAUUAUUAAUUACUCUAUAAUUAUAUUCAUGAUAUAUUUAUACAAUUCCAAGUCUUAACUAGAUUAAGUUUCACGUAAAUAGUUUGCAGAGCAGCGUGACUGUUUAAAAACAUGGAUAGGAAUAAUAUGAGAGCUCCGUACGUGAGUAGCGGCCCGCGCAGCCUUCCGCACCUCGGCAAGCGGCACUCCAACGGGCACUCGCACGCGCACUCCGCCAGACUCAGCCCGCCGGCGCCACCACACAAUAACAACACACAACAGGACGACAUCAUCAACUAUAUCUACGACUCGUGGAACAAGGUGACCCGAGAGCUGGAGCGCGGCGGCGAGGAGGCGCGCUACUACAGCGAGACGCCGCCGCCGCGCCAGCUCGCGCACUUCCGCCCCUUCAACCUCGACGAGUGGUGGGGCCGCCGCCUGCUGCAGGCCAUCAACCGCUCCAAACAUCGCUCCUAGUUCCCAUCGGGGCACAGUGCCCGUGCUGAGCGGGACAACCGACAUUUUAUGUAAGGAGUUUUCAUUUGAACCGCUAAAAUUGAAAGACGGUGCACGUUUUUCGGUCUUAAAUAUCUUUUUAACCGUACACUAUUCAACGACGUCCCUUCUAUCUCGACGAGUGGUGGGGCCGCCGUCAAACACCGCUCCUAGUUCCGACCCGAACAUAAUGGCUGUUCUGAGAGACAACCGAGAUUUUAUAACAUCGCUUCAGCGUAAGACGUCUUUAGUUAUACCGCUAAUAUUAGAAAACGAUGCACUUGUACCAAAUUAAAAUGUAACUGGUCAAAUGCCUAUACUGAAAUGAUUGCCUGGUCGGCAGCUUUUAGGUGCCCCCUAAAAGAAAAAAGUCACUUAAACUUGCUAGUCGAUGAAAAACUACUAUAUGCCAGGUAAAAUUAGACCUCGCAACAAUGUUCGAACUAAAGUGUCUGAUGAAUUUUUACCUCGGAGAAGUAGAAAGAGAUGAAUAUUUAUUGCGUGUGAUAUUUCAUCUGAGUACCGGAAUGUGCAUUUAGUCUUAAGUUUUAUGUGGCAACAGACGACUUCUAAUAGGGUGUAUUUAAAAUAAAUUAUUUUACACGAUGCAUGAAAUAAAGCACCAAAAGAUUAGAGAAACUUAGACAACAGUUAUUUUUAGACCAUAGAAGGUAGAAUCCUAUAGAAGUAGCCUACCGCGUGCGCCCGUGAGGGACAACAUACGCAAUGCGACAAUAUGAUUGGUGACAUUAGGGUAUUUGACUACUAGUCAAAUCAGUUUCUUUUUUCGAACUGUCAAAACGAUUUGCUACUAUGGAAUUCAUAUGAUACACUACCAUGUGACGUCACGAUCAAAUUAGUUACUCUUUAUAGUUUUAUACGGGUUUUAAAAUAGAAAUUGUGUCAACAAAUAACUGCUGUCUGUCUACGUUUCUCUAUUAAUCUUCUGGUGCUUUAUUUCAUGCAUGGUGUAAAAUAAUUUAUUUUAUAUACAGUCAAAUACCCUAUUGUUUGAUAUACGCCUAUCUUUUAGUUUUCGUUGCUUGUGUUAACGUUUGCCUAAGUUUUAAUUGCAUUUAAAUUAAAUAUUUAUAAUACCUUCUAUUACAUCCAAAAUAUAUAAAGUUCCAGGUCAAAAUAUACAGGGUGCCCAAAAAAUAAGUGCAUUCCCGUUGCCAGGCAGGUUUUGGGAUUAUACUGAGCAACUUUUACUAUGGGACCAACCACGAAAUCGCGAAAAAAAUAUUACCCUCCAAUAGAAUUUUGGCUGGUCCAUUUUCUAUGCGAGGGUAAAAUUUUUUUCGCGAUUUCGUGGUUGGUCCCAUAGUAAAAGUUGCUCAGUAUAAUCCCAAAACCUCCCUGGCAACGGGAAUUCACUUAUUUUUUAGCCACCGUGUAUAAUAAAACUUAUACAAUAAAAGCAAUAAUAUUAGUUCACCACAAGUAGGGAAUCUGUAUUUUUAAGACAAUGUAAAUAUUUUAGCAUGAAUUUCAAUUUUAUUUUUAUUUAAGUGAAUAGUGUGACCGAUAGAACCAGCUAGUGUUAUUUUUAAUUUUGACUCUGCUUGUAGUGAAUACUAGGAUUUCAUGUGAAUAACUCUACUAUCAAAUUAUAGCCCUAUUUGACUUGACAUAGUGACAGGUGACAUUGCUAAUUUGCUAAAGAAAGGAGGCUUAGCUCGGAGGAAUUUGACCUGCCUGUUCCUAUCUCUAUCGCACGCGUAUAGUUAAUGUAGCUGUCCCGGUCGCAUUGUUAUUGACCGCCGUCAUCAUGGGCGGGACAGGAAUAUAAUGGCAAAGUUUGCAUAGACGGCGCCAUCAUAGCUUGCCCCUUUUUAUAUGAGACUAGCGACCCGCCCCGGCUUCGCACGGGUAGUUCAACUAAUUUACACAAAACCUUUACAAAUUAUACAUACAAACCUUCCUCUUGAAUCCCUCUAUCUAUUAAAAAAAACCGCAUCAAAAUCCGUAGUUUUAAAGAUCUAAGCAUACAUAGGGACAGACGGACAGACAGCGGAAAGCGACUUUGUUUUAUACAAUGUAGUGAUUUGGCGUAAAGGGCUGGCAUGCAGGGCAUAAAAUUCCAUUAAAAAAAAAACAAAAAAUUGACACAAUUCUAGUGAUUGACAGGGCAAGCUAUGCUGGCGCCAUCUGCUAAAUACCCCAUUAGGCGGGUCAAUGUACUUUCUUUACGGUAUACUGUAUGACAAACAGAAUAACUUGCAUCUUAAAUUGCACAAAAGUAGCGAUAUAUCUACAGGCCAAGCUAACUACAGCGAUUUUGAUAACAGGAGCAUUCCACGGGCUGUCCAGUACAAACGCAUUUUAUUUCCUGCAUUUAAUGCUCUUGACCUGGCCUUUCUUCAGGAUUUCCCCGAUCUGAUCAGAGAAAGUCCGCCGUCUGCCCCUUCCAACUCCCGUUUCUACCUCUCCCUUAUACACUCUCUUUGUUAGCCUUCUUUCACUCAUUCUUUCCACGUGUCCAAACCAUCUCAACAUACCUUUCUCAAUUUUUGUCACUACAUCUUCGUUCAGUCCACACUUUUCUCUUAUCAAAUAACACUUACACAGUAUGUGCUAUCAAAAUCGCUGUAGAGUUAGCUUGGUGCGACUCGAAUCUAGCUGUCCGUAUGAAAAGGUACCUUAUCCAGUUGUUAUAGGUAUAAGAUGGCUCCAUUGCUCCACUUAUAGGCAUAUACUACCAUACCAUAUGUUUUUUGUCACUCAUGAGUUGAAUACGGCUAAUAUUUGUGCCAUUUUCAUCCAAAAGGGUAUAUUGUCGGUUGUCAAUAAGGCGCUAUUUCUAUAAAGUUUCAAUUUGAAAUCAACCUUAUUGACAACCGACAAUGUGGUAUCUUUUAGUUGAAAACGUCACAUUUGUGCUCAAAAUCUGUAACUCAACACAAUUUUCGAUAGUCUUGAUAUUUUAAAUGAUGCGUAAACAGACAACAUAAUUAGAAACCCCGUUACCGACCGUUAUUAAUAUGUUUAAUAUGUCUGUGUCUCACGGAAGUUUUGUUAUUAAAACAUAAUUAGAAUAUAUAAAUAUUUAAAUAUUGUUUUUUUUUUUUAAUAAUUAUAUUUAUCAGUAUGUAAUGAAUUUCGCGCCUCCCUUAAGGGCGCGUUCCAAUGUUUGAAUAUAGAAUAAUGUUGGAUCAACUUUUUUGUGUUACUUUGUCUCAUUGUACAAGGGACAAUAUUGGUACAGUUCUUUAGAACACACUUAGUAGAUGGUCCAAUAUACAGGAUGGCAAAAAAUAAGUGCAUUCCCGUUGCUAGGGAGGUUUUAAGAUUAUACUGAGAAACUUUUACUAUGGGACCAACCACUCAAUCGCAAAAAAAAAUUACCCUCCCACAGAAAAUGGACCAGCCAAAAUGUAUAAAACAGCCAAAUUUUUUUUUCGCGAUUUCGGGGUUGUUCCCAUAGUAAAAGUUGCUCAGUAUAAUCCGAAAACCUCCGUGGCAACGGGAAGAGAGAAAGAGAUAUGCUGACCAGUUCAAGGUCGCGGUUCGGUACGGCCGUGUGUUACAGCUUUAGACUUGUCCAGGGAAACAAUGAGUGACACGAAAAAGUUGAUUCACGACCCUAGAACAGAUUAAUGAAUUUCUGAAUUAUAAUUAUGAUAUACAAUAAAGUUGACAUUCCAUACAUGCCUGUACUUAGACUUCGAAUGUUGUAAAUAAGUCGCACAGUGCUGCCAGAUUAUGGAUUUGAAUAAAAUGUUUUUACUAUG
Messenger RNA from Cydia strobilella, 4241 nucleotides. Its product is annotated as MAPK regulated corepressor interacting protein 2. Bases 145 to 489 code for a protein of 114 amino acids. The record is from RefSeq and is a predicted model, not a curated record. Lineage: Eukaryota; Metazoa; Arthropoda; Insecta; Lepidoptera; Tortricidae. The transcript has 3 exons.